Messenger RNA from Euleptes europaea (tarantolino), 1338 nucleotides. RefSeq names its product flagellum associated containing coiled-coil domains 1 (gene FLACC1). The coding region runs from base 1 to 1338 and encodes 445 amino acids. NCBI's taxonomy places the organism in Eukaryota, Metazoa, Chordata, Lepidosauria, Squamata, Sphaerodactylidae. The transcript has 15 exons. Gene Ontology annotation, cellular component: cytoplasm. The record is from RefSeq and is a predicted model, not a curated record.
AUGGCAAGGAGCUGCCGCCACUGUGCACCCCUCCACCACGCCGUCCCCCAGGUGGAGACGAAGGGGAGCCAGCGGCAGGUGGAGGUGGCAGCGACUGGCGGAAGGAGCCGCCGUCGCUCUGCCGUCUCCUGGGUGAGGUAUUUGGCCACGCAAAUUCCCAGAUCAGCAGACAGGUCUCGGGCAAACUUCACAAACUGUCCUUGCUGGGAUCCUUGGAAAAGAGGAUGUAGGAGACUUACAAGACCCAAGACGGGGACACUGUCUCGGAUGCCAACGAUUAAGUUUAUUCCCGGAACACAGAAACUACCAUUACGGGGCAGGGAAGCUCAAGAUAUAUCCAAGGAAUUCAUACGGCUCUCUCCCAGCUUUCUUUUGUCUCAUUCGAAAGACCAAAUCUCCGUCACACUGGAAGAGGGGUUCUUUGAGAAGACAAGGCCGUUUGACGCAUCCUUUCCCAAACCCAGUGUGCCCAGCUCUCCACCCAAGCUGGAGACGGAAGAUGUUGUUGCUGACUUAGUGGAACAGAUUUCAGAGCUCACGGGCAUUAUGGAGCAGUUGCGGCGAGACCAUGAAAAGAGUCACAAGCAGUUGGAGAACGAGAUGGAAGAAAAGUGCAGAGAUCUGCAAGAAGAACAUGAGAUCAAAGUCGGUCAGCUUGAGGCAGCUCAUAAAUUGGAAAUGAACGCUUUGGAAGACCAGCACAAGAAGGAGCUGAGGGCCGAGAGGGCGACCGCGCAAGAGAAGCUGAGUGGCAUGCAGAAGGAAUACAAGUAUCUGAAGAAUGCAUUCCGUGUGUACCAGGACAGCAUUUCUGAUGAAAUGGAAGAAAAGUGGCUGAGAAGGCAAGCGGAAUGGAAGAAAAGCGAGAGGACUGAGCGAGAGAAGGCCCUGUUACAGCAGAAGCAGGCCUUGACGAGGAAGUUUGAGAUGGAGCUAGAGGAGCAAAAGAAGAUGAUUCAGAAUAGCAGUUUUUUGAUAGACAGGGUCUUCCAACAGGAGAAAGAGGUAAUGUUUCAAAGGGAGAAAAACCCGAAAAGGCAGGGUAUAAAUGAAUUAAAUAAAUAUCUUUGUGCUUUGGAAGAAGAGCUGAAGGAGAAGAAUGAGACUUUAAAUGCAAUCGCUUCAUCCCUUCACAACACAGAGAUGGAGCUCCAGCAUGUGAAAGCGGCUUUGGCCGAGGCAGAGAAAAGCAUCCAGCAACGGAUUGUAGUCAUUGAAGACAAGCAUCGUAUUGCCAUGAACACUCUGGUAGAAGAAAGCGUCGCUCUGAGGCGCAAGCUUCUUGAGAAGAAUGAAGAGAUAUUAAGCAUACGGGCCCAAAGGAGUGUUUUAUUUUAG